GAGGAGCUAGUGUGUUCGUUUCACCUCCUAAUCAGUUUUCCUGUGAGAUCUAUCAUCGACUGCAGCAGAGGAGACAAGUGGAAAAGCGGAAAAAAGAAGAUAGAUUUCUGCUCGGCUGUGAUCUUCUCCCGUCACAAAUUUGAGACUCAUACAAAUGACAGAAAUGGACGCCCCUCUCGCUACCCCCUGCAAUAUCCAGAUAUGUGACGUGACCUGUGACUCCUUCCGCAUCAUGUGGGACAUGACCCCAGAGGACAGUGGCAGAUCCACACACUUCUUCAUUGACCUGAGCCGCAAAGAGAGCCGCGACCCCAACCGCUUCAAACACAGGGAUGUGCCGACCAAGCUGGUGGCCAAGGCCGUGCCUCUUCCCAUGGCAGUGAGGGGACACUGGUUCCUCAGCCCGCGGACAGAGUACUGUGUUGCUGUCCAGACUGCUGUCCGACAGCCAGACGGUGACUACCUGGUGUCAGAGUGGAGCCAGGUGGUGGAGUUUUGCACCGGGGACUAUGCCAUGGAUCACCUGCAGCAGCUUCUUGACAAGGCCAAGGGCUCUGCAGGGAGGCUGCUGAAAUUCUCUGUGUUUUAUCGCAACCAGCACCCAGAAUACUUCGACUACGUCAGUAAAGAAUGUGGAGGCCUGAUGCGUCCAGCCCUAAAAGACAUCAGUGGGAGUCACGGUUCUCCCAUCAACGGCAAACUGCAGGGAGUCUUCUUCAGCUGCAGCACAGAGUUUGAUACCGGCCUCCCCCCCAAAGACUCCCCGUACGGCCCGCUUCGUUUCCAGAUCCCAGCUGGAAACCUGCUGAACCCCAACAUCUCCCUGUACUUUGCAGACUUCUACUGUAUGUACACGGCCUACCACUACGUAGUGCUGGUGCUGGCCCCUGUUGGCUCAGAGGGAGAUACCUUUUGUCGCACCCGCCUCCCUAUACUGGACUUGGCCUCCAACCCUUUCCUGACAUACACUGCCCCUCAGAGGCCGGGGGAGGAGCCUCUGUUCUGCCAUGCCAGCGACGUCAUCCUUGAGGUUCUUUUCACCGAUCCGGUUCCUUUGGAUCAGGGCAGCGUGGAGCAGAUCAGAGGGCACCACCAGCUGAUGAGUCUGACCACAGCCAACGCUAAGAAAGACCCGAGCUGCAAAGUGUGCAACAUCAGUGUGGGACGCUGAGGGAGAUGUAGCACAGACCUGGUGUGUGAGCCUGCAAGACUUCACAGUGUUGCACAAGACAAACCUGUUGAGACCAUCAAGUGUAGGUGAGAACACAGUGGAAACAGCCCACCUCUCGGGGUGCGUGCAUGCUGCUGCCCCUCUUCCCUCCUGCCUGGACUAGAAUAGUGAGUAUUAAAUAGAAGACCUUUACCAUGUGUAUUGCAGAACUUCAUCAUGAUCGCAGCUGGAAAUACAGUCCAGCCAUGACAGCUGAACAAAAAAUAACUGAAGACAUGAUAGGCUUUAGAAGGCUGCAAAAUACCCGUUUCUCCUCACUUCUGCUCUCCAGUGUUUUUGUGGCAUUUUAUGAAUAUCUUUUCCUGAGUUUUAAAUUGAAAUGUUUUCCUUUCAAUGUGUAUGUUUUCAUUUUUGGUUUUUAUGCACAACUAGUUUGAUGUUAUUUCUCUUAAAGAAAUUAGUUUGAUACCACCUGAAAGUGCAAACGCUAGAAGCAUGCCCCCUACAUUUACUUCUUGCGAUGCUCUCUCUAUUAGGUCACUGCCAGAUGUUCUUUGGCUUAAAAAA
This is a messenger RNA of Cottoperca gobio, 1738 nucleotides long. RefSeq names its product phytanoyl-CoA 2-hydroxylase interacting protein (gene phyhip). NCBI's taxonomy places the organism in Eukaryota, Metazoa, Chordata, Actinopteri, Perciformes, Bovichtidae. Gene Ontology annotation, cellular component: cytoplasm. The coding region runs from base 155 to 1171 and encodes 338 amino acids. The record is from RefSeq and is a predicted model, not a curated record. The transcript is spliced from 5 exons. Gene Ontology annotation, molecular function: protein binding.